Molecule: messenger RNA, 1251 nt
Organism: Parastagonospora nodorum SN15
Lineage: Eukaryota; Fungi; Ascomycota; Dothideomycetes; Pleosporales; Phaeosphaeriaceae
Exons: 2
Coding region: 1-1251 (416 amino acids)
Biological process (GO): regulation of cyclin-dependent protein serine/threonine kinase activity; regulation of transcription by RNA polymerase II
Cellular component (GO): nucleus; transcription factor TFIIK complex
Molecular function (GO): cyclin-dependent protein serine/threonine kinase regulator activity
Source: RefSeq, a predicted model, not a curated record
AUGAAGCUGUCGGAGGAUGACCUGUACCGCACGUCUACUCAGUACAGGGCCUGGUCCUUCACCAAGCAACAACUGGCGGCGCAACGCCUGAAAACCAACCUCCAAGCCACCGAACGCGUCAAAGCAAAUGUCGCGAGACAACGCGCCCAGCGAGCACAACAGACCGAGACGGAUAGCAUAGGCUCUGGAGUCGAAAAUGGCAGUGGCGCUACUACCCCGCUUCCCGAUCGGGGCAGCGACGUGAAGGAGGUCGACUGCUUGACGGCGGACGAGGAGUUGGCGAUAGUAGACGAGUUCUGCGAGAGAGCACUGCAGCUCGGAGCGCAUUGCCAGUUCCCCAUUGAAGUUACAGCAACAUGCAUCCAAUUCCUGCGCCGCUUCUACCUCUUCAACUCGCCCAUGACCUACCACGGCCAAAACAUCUCCCGCACCGCCAUGUUCCUCGCCUCCAAAGUCGAAGGCGCCAUGCGCCCCAUUGACCACUUCGCCACAAACUUUAAGAAGACCACGGCGGAGCAGAUCCUCGCGCCCGAAUACGUCAUCGUCCAGGGCCUGCGCUUCAACUUUGAUGUCCGACACCCGUUCCGCGCGCUCAAAGGCGGGCAUCUGGAACUCAUGGAGAUCGCAAAGGGGACAUACGAGGGCCCGAAUUAUUUGGAAGAGGGCAUGACGAGCGCAGAUUUGAGUGCGAGGAUGUUAAAGUUGCCGGGGAAGAAGGGCCAGCCGUCGAAUGCUACGAUGCAGGACAUGGAAAAGCGCAUCACGGAAGCAUACGGCCUCGCAUCGCACAUCUUGAAAACCGCAGCGCUCCUGACCGAUGCGUACUUCCUCUACACGCCCGCGCAGAUCUGGCUCGCCGCCCACCUCCUCGCCGAUGGCCCUAUUACAACCUUCUUCCUCAGCGUAAAACUCCCCGCUUCAUCCCCCCACUUGCCCAAACUCACCGCCGUCAUACAAUCUUGCGCCACCCUCCUCUCCUCCCACCGCACUUACAUUGCAACCGUCAACCCCAAGGCCGACGACAGCGCGCACAAAGCGCGCGUCAAGGCCCUGAUUGAGAAGCUGAAGAGUUGCCGGGAUCCGGACAAGGUGGAUUUGGUCAAGUUGAACCAAGCGCAGAAGAGGGAUGCAGUGAACGAAGAGAACGGUGGUGUCGAGGAGAACAAGGCGAAGAGGAGGAAAGUGGGCAGAGAGGAGUAUCAGAAGGCGAGUGAUGAGUUUUGGGGGCCCGAGUUGGGGAAGAAGGAGUGA